Molecule: messenger RNA, 3017 nt
Organism: Melopsittacus undulatus (budgerigar)
Lineage: Eukaryota; Metazoa; Chordata; Aves; Psittaciformes; Psittaculidae
Gene: PNPLA8
Product: patatin like phospholipase domain containing 8
Exons: 10
Coding region: 555-2666 (703 amino acids)
Biological process (GO): arachidonate metabolic process
Cellular component (GO): membrane
Source: RefSeq, a predicted model, not a curated record
CUCCGGGCGGGCCGGGGUCGGGCCGGGGUCGGGCCGUGCUGUCCCGGGACUAGGCGCUUGUUUACGCGGCCGCUCUCGGAAAGCUUUUCUGCGAAGUGCCGCAAGGCAGGAACAGGACGCGCUCCCCCUCCCGCGGCGGGGGGCGUCUGCUGCACAUAUAGCGCUGUGCUCGCCGCCGCGGCCCGGAGUGCUGCGGCGGCUGUGACCCAGGCGGAGGGCUGGCCCGUGUGGUACCGGCACAGCCCAGGGUCGGACAUCGCUGAGGAAGGAGUACUUAUAAGUAAGACCAGUCCUUGGCAACCAUUACUCAGUAAAACAUUACAGAUUUGCAUAUUAUUACAUAUGUGACCAUGAUAAACAUAUUAUACCUGUUGCCAGAAAUAGAAAGUGCAAGAAAGGAACUAUGAUCAGCAAAGGAACUAUGAUCGGCAAAGGAGCUAUGAAGCAAAACACUUUGGUAUAACAAAUACAUUUGCAGCCGUGACUUUUUAUACUACAGAGUUGCUAAACUUUUGACUUCUUCUUUCAAAGGACUUACAAAAGUGAACAGUCACAUGUCACGAAUUAAGAGGACCGUAGAAUCUGUUUCAAAGGCAGUGUCUGGCGCUCACAGUGAACUGGUUUCAAGGAUAGCUCGAUUGAAGUCACACUCGGGUACGCUGGGAAAAGCAAAGAAAAAUAAUGGAGAGGCAAGUCUAGAAAAUGAUACGGAAGUCACAGAUGCCAGAACGCAGGAGGACUGCAACAGAGGCCCAGCUGCAGGGAAAUCCAGUUGUGCAAAUGGAAACUUGGAGUCUAUGUUAAUAAGUUCAGGUGGUGCUUACCAAGAUACUCUGAAAGAUUCAGCAUCUGCUAGAAGCAACCUUUUUCAUAUAAGCUGCUUUUCUACAAGUUUUGGAGAGACUUACAACUUAAUAGCUGAUCAUAUCAACUGGUACUUUAGUAGUAAUCCUGUUAUGGAUCAAGAGAGAAAAAGGAAUGCUGUAUUACAGGACUCUCAGAGUGAAGAGAGGAAUAAGCUUCAUUCAUCAGAAGACACUGCAGUGAGUGAAGAAAGGACGAUGGAUUCAGCAGCUACUUUAGCUCCUGAAGCAGAGACUCUAGGUGCUGAAAAGCCAAGUACUGCUCUUCCAGUUUCCACUAAAAAAACUAUUGCAAACUUUCUUUCACGUCCCAGUAACAGUGUACAAGCUUUUGUGGAUAGUUACAUUGGUGGGUUUGUUCCCAAGUUAAGAUCCGAUACAAAGGCACUUUCACAAGAAAAGACUAAACACACAGAACAGGAAGUGUCUGAGAAGGGUGAGGAGGACAAAACAAAAGAGGCUAAGGCUGCAGAAGAGAAGGAAAAGCGUCUGUCUUUUCAGAGAGAAAAGAUUAUUGCAAGAGUGAGUAUUGAUAACAGGACUCGAACUUUAGUGCAAGCACUACAAAGAUCCUCUAAUCGAAGAGUCUGUAUCAGCAGGGUUGAAGAACUGACCUAUCACCUUCUAGAGUUCCCAGAGAGCAGAGGAGUUGCAAUUAAGGAAAAAAUAAUCCCAUGCCUACUGAGACUAAGACAGGCAAAUGACGAAAGUCUUCAGGCUGCUGUUAGAGAGACUUUAGCUAUAAUUGGAUAUACAGACCCUGUGAAAGGCUGGGGUAUUCGAAUCCUCACUAUUGAUGGAGGAGGAACAAGGGGUUUAGUUGCACUUCAGACUCUACGGAAACUCGAAGAACUAACUGGAAAGCCGGUUCAUCAACUUUUUGACUACAUCUGUGGUGUAAGCACAGGAGCUAUAUUAGCUUUUAUGUUGGGAUUGUUCCAUAUCCCUCUGGAUGACUGCGAAGAACUAUAUCGCAAGUUAGGAUCAGAUGUUUUUAAGCAGAAUGUCAUUGUUGGAACAGUCAAAAUGGGUUGGAGCCACGCCUUUUAUGACAGUGAUAUAUGGGAAAAAAUACUCAAAGAAAGAAUGGGGUCAAAUCUCCUGAUUGAAACUGCAAGAAAUUCCAAAUGUCCAAAGGUAUCUGCUGUAAGCACCAUUGUAAACAGAGGAACACCACUAAAAGCAUUUGUUUUUAGAAACUACAACCACUUUCCUGGUGUUAAGUCUCAUUAUAUGGGAGGCUGUCAGUAUAAACUGUGGCAGGCCAUUAGAGCAUCAUCUGCUGCACCGGGUUACUUUCAAGAAUAUGCUUUGGGCAACUAUCUUCAUCAGGAUGGAGGUCUGCUGCUAAAUAAUCCUUCUGCACUGGCAGUUCAUGAGUGCAAGUGUCUUUGGCCAGGUGUUCCACUGCAGUGUCUAAUAUCACUGGGCACUGGUCGAUACGAAAGUGAAGGAAAGACCAACGUCACAUACACCAGUCUGAAAGCCAAACUCACGAAUGUCAUCAGCAGUGCAACCGACACAGAAGAAGUUCACACCAUGCUGGAUGCACUGUUACCUGCUGAUACUUAUUUCAGAUUUAACCCUCUUAUGAAUGAAGAUAUACCUCUAGAUGAAAGUCGUAAAGAGAAACUCAACCAGCUGCAGACAGAUGGGAUUCGAUAUUUAGAACGAAAUGAAGAAAAACUGAAAAAAGCUGCAAAAGUAUUAAUGCAAGAAAAAACAGUUUUGCAGAAACUUCAGGACUGGAUGCGGUUAAAGACUGACAUGUACGAAGGCCUUUCAUUUCCUUCCAAAUUGUGACUAUGUAAUGCAUGAAAGAUAAUAAAUGUAAAUGUCAUUCCAGAAAAAUCCAUUCAGUACUGUAAAGGUAUUUACAGGGGGUAAAUAACAUCUUUGGAAAGCUCUCAGAGUUCUGGAGAAAGCAAUUCCGGAUGGCUGGUUUGUGCACACUUGCUUGAUUCAAGGUUUUAUGAUGUUAAUUUUUUUUUUGACCUUUACAGAUCUUACUGUUGAUCUGGAGUUUCUUAAAAGUCAGUAAAACUUAAAAUUGUGGAAAACAGUUGUCACACAUUUUUUGAUGUAUGUACCAUAAUUAUGGUGGCAGUAAAUCUGUGUUUAUCAACUAUCGGACUUAUUAAAAACUAACAAGAA